Messenger RNA from Charadrius vociferus (killdeer), 953 nucleotides. RefSeq names its product sialic acid acetylesterase (gene SIAE). Gene Ontology annotation, biological process: carbohydrate metabolic process. Gene Ontology annotation, molecular function: sialate O-acetylesterase activity. The annotation marks the transcript as partial. The record is from RefSeq and is a predicted model, not a curated record. The transcript is spliced from 8 exons. NCBI's taxonomy places the organism in Eukaryota, Metazoa, Chordata, Aves, Charadriiformes, Charadriidae.
GGGUGAUGUUUGGCUUCGCCUCCUACUACGGCGACCAUAUGGUGUUGCAGAAGGAGCCGGGGAAAGCUAAGCGCCAUCUUCUUCUUCUAGAACCUUCUGGGACGUGGACAACUGUCCUGGACCCUAUGGAUCGGGGCGGUCCCUACACACUGACAGCCGGGCAGGGCUCGGAGAACGUGACACUGCGGGACAUCUACUUUGGGGACGUCUGGCUUUGCAGCGGGCAGAGCAACAUGGUGAUGACGGUCUCGCAGAUCGCCAACGCCAGCCAGGAGCUCGCCGACGCCGCUCGCUACCCUUACGUCCGCGUCUUCGCCGCAGCGCCCGCCCGCUCCGACGUGGAGCUGGAAGACCUGGAGCGCAUCAACUUGCCGUGGUCCAUCCCGACGGCCGAAAACCUGGGCCACGGGAAUUUCACCUACUUCUCGGCCGUCUGCUGGCUGUUGGGGCGCUACCUCUACGAGGCGCUGCGGUACCCCGUCGGGCUGGUGGAGGCGGCCUGGGGGGGCACCCCCGUCGAGACCUGGUCCUCCCCAAGAGCUCUGCGUGCCUGCGGGCUCCCGGAGGACACGGAGAGCAUCUCCCCGCACCGGCAGCUCUCCGGCCCGCAAACGCCCUCCGUGCUCUGGAACGCCAUGAUCCACCCGCUGCUCAACAUGACCCUGCGGGGCAUCGCUUGGUACCAGGCUCUCCGCGGCCCGCAAACGCCCUCCGUGCUCUGGAACGCCAUGAUCCACCCGCUGCUCAACAUGACCCUGCGGGGCAUCUUGUCCACCUAUCGCCGGCAGAGCCCGGACGACAGCUUCGCCCGUCUCCGCUGGCACCAAACGGCCGAUUUGGGGGUUGUGCCCAACGCCAGGAUGCCCGGCACCUUCAUGGCCGUGGCGAUGGAUCUGGGCGAUGAGCGCUCUCCCUACGGCAGCAACCGCUGCCCACGCGUGGGCUCGCAGUAG